AUGUGUGGUCUCAAACCAAUAAUCGCCCCUUCAAUUUUAUCUGCUAAUUUUAUUAAUCUAGGCUCUGACGUCACACUAUUGUUUUUAAAUCAAUGCGACUGGAUUCACAUCGACGUCAUGGAUGGGAAUUUCGUGCCCAACAUCUCUAUCGGAUUUCCGGUACUACAUCAACUCCGAACCCUGUUGGUUGACAAGUCCAAGUACUUCUUCGACUGCCAUAUGAUGGUGGCCAACCCAGAACAAUGGGUUGCAACCGUUGCCGAAUAUGGCGGGAACCAGUACACGUUCCAUUUGGAGUCCACAAAAGACCCCAAAAAUCUCGUUAAAUUGAUUCAUGCGCAUGGAAUGAGAGCCGCCUGUGCCUUGAAACCCCAAACCGAGAUUGAACAGGUGUUGUCUUUUGCAGAUCAACUGGACAUGGUUUUGGUAAUGACUGUGGAACCAGGGUUUGGAGGACAGUCUUUUAUGCCAGAGAUGAUGUCCAAGGUGCGCAAGCUCCGGCAGUUGUACCCGAAACUCGACAUCCAGGUGGACGGUGGCUUGGGUCCUGAAACCGUUAACGUGGCGGCUGAGGCCGGCGCAAACGUCAUUGUAGCCGGGACCUCUGUUUUCAAGGCCAAAGACCAGGCCAAGACUAUUCAGACGUUACGAGACGCGGUUGUUAGACAUACUUCCAAGCUCUGA
This is a messenger RNA of Ogataea philodendri, 684 nucleotides long. RefSeq lists its product as uncharacterized. The record is from RefSeq and is a predicted model, not a curated record. The coding region runs from base 1 to 684 and encodes 227 amino acids. The transcript has a single exon. NCBI's taxonomy places the organism in Eukaryota, Fungi, Ascomycota, Pichiomycetes, Pichiales, Pichiaceae. Gene Ontology annotation, molecular function: D-ribulose-phosphate 3-epimerase activity; metal ion binding. Gene Ontology annotation, cellular component: cytosol. Gene Ontology annotation, biological process: pentose-phosphate shunt; carbohydrate metabolic process; pentose-phosphate shunt, non-oxidative branch.